CGUGACGGCUCGGCCGGCAGGGGAGGCAGAGGCAGAGGGGCGUCAGACGCACCGAGUGGCUGGCGGGGCAGUUGGGGCAGCCGGAGGAGCGGCGCCGCAGCCAUGGGGAGCUUGAAGGAUGAGCUGCUCAAGGGCAUCUGGCAUGCUUUCACCGCGCUCGACCUGGACCACAGCGGCAAGGUCUCCAAAUCCCAACUCAAGGUCCUGUCCCAUAACCUGUGCACCGUGCUGAAGGUUCCACAUGACCCGGUUGCCCUUGAAGAGCACUUCAGGGAUGAUGAUGAGGGACCUGUCUCCAACCAGGGCUACAUGCCUUAUUUAAACAAGUUCAUUUUGGAAAAGGUCCAAGACAACUUUGACAAGAUUGAAUUCAAUAGGAUGUGUUGGACCCUCUGUGUCAAAAAAAAUCUCACAAAGAAUCCCCUGUUCAUUACGGAAGAAGAUGCAUUUAAAAUAUGGGUUAUUUUCAACUUUUUAUCUGAGGACAAAUACCCACUAAUUAUUGUGCCAGAAGAGAUUGAAUACCUGCUUAAGAAACUUACAGAAGCUAUGGGAGUAAGUUGGCAACAAGAACAAUUUGAAAAUUAUAAAAUCAACUUUGAUGACAGUAAAGAUGGCCUUUCUGUGUGGGAACUGAUUGAGCUUGUUGGAAAUGGACAGUUUAGCAAAGGCAUGGAUCGACAGACUGUGUCCAUGGCAAUUAACGAGGUCUUCAAUGAGCUCAUAUUAGAUGUGCUGAAACAGGGUUACAUGAUAAAAAAAGGCCAUAGACGGAAAAACUGGACUGAACGCUGGUUUGUAUUAAAACCCAACAUAAUUUCUUAUUAUGUGAGUGAGGAUCUGAAAGAUAAGAAAGGAGACAUUCUCUUGGAUGAGAACUGCUGUGUGGAGUCCUUGCCUGACAAAGAUGGAAAGAAAUGCCUUUUUCUCAUAAAAUGUUUCGAUAAGACCUUUGAAAUCAGUGCUUCAGAUAAGAAGAAGAAACAAGAGUGGAUUCAGGCCAUCCAUUCUACCAUCCAUCUCCUGAAGCUGGGCAGCCCCCCACCACACAAAGAAGCCCGCCAGCGUCGGAAAGAACUGCGGAAGAAGCUGCUGGCAGAGCAGGAGGAGCUGGAGCGACAGAUGAAGGAGCUCCAGGUAGCGAACGAAAACAAACAGCAGGAGCUGGAGGCCGUGAGGAAGAAACUGGAAGAAGCAGCAUCUCGGGCAGCAGAAGAAGAAAAGAAGCGCCUUCAGACUCAAGUGGAGCUCCAGGCCAGGUUCAGCACGGAGCUGGAGCGGGAGAAGCUUAUCAGGCAGCAGAUGGAAGAACAGGUUGCCCAGAAAUCCUCUGAACUAGAGCAGUAUUUGCAGCGGGUCCGGGAGCUGGAAGACAUGUACCUAAAGCUGCAGGAGGCUCUCGAGGAUGAGAGACAGGCCCGGCAAGAUGAAGAGACGGUGCGGAAGCUACAGGCUAGGCUGCUGGAGGAAGAGUCGGCCAAGAGGGCCGAGCUGGAGAAGUGGCAUCUGGAGCAGCAGCAGGCCAUUCAGACCACGGAGGCGGAGAAGCAGGAGCUGGAGAACCAGCGCGUCAUCAAAGAGCAGGCCCUCCAGGAGGCCUUGGGGCAGCUGCAGCAGCUGGAGCUCGAGCGGAAACAGGCGCUGGAACAGUACGAGGGAGUUAAAAAGAAGCUAGAGAUGGCAGCGAAGAUGACCAAGAGCUGGAAGGACAAAGUGGCCCAUCAUGAAGGAUUAAUUCGAUUGAUAGAACCAGGUUCAAAAAACCCUCACCUGAUCACUAACUGGGGCCCGGCAGCUUUCACCCAGGCAGAACUUGAGGAACGAGAGAAGAGCUGGAAAGAAAAGAAGACCACAGAGUGAGCCGUAGUUACGUCAGCUGUGUAGGUUGCAAGCACAGCUGCAAAACUUUAUGCUAAAGACAGAGGACCUGGCUUUUCUGCUUCUAACUUCCAGCACCUCCUAUGGGGUCAGUAUACUAAGGAAGCCUUCUUAUUUAUCUGCCAAUAAGGAAGGGCUUACCUGAAAAGAAAAAAAAAAAGUCAACAUUGUCAGGCUCUUUAUUUACUCUUUCUUUGAAAACCUCAGCUUCUGAAAAUUCCCUUCAGCUCCCUCAGAUUCUUUUCAGAGGAGGUGGUACAUAGACAGCCCAGUGGCGGGUGACCAGGGGCAGGGAGGCACUCAGGUCACUGGGUGUCAGAACCUCUGUGGGCUGGGGCUGUUGUUUUUCCAGCAGCGUAUUUCCUCCUCCAAGUGCUUGUUUCUAAACUAAGGGGGCCACCCUGCUUGCCAUGGUCCGCGGUGGACGUGGACUGCCUCUGACCACGGCUACUCAGCUGGAAAAGACACUUCUCCUGCACGUGGUCCUCGCUCGGACUGAGGGGUUGCCGUUCGUCUCUUUGGUUGUGCAGAUUUAAUGCCAUGUGAGCGAUUGGCAUCUGGCUCCAGAGGCACUGUCUCCAGGGGGCAGAAGUCUUUUAAAUAAUGCUUUGGCUGAGAUAGAUACUUAAGAAUCAAAGAUAGCACAGAGAUGAACUAAGUGAAUCCCAUUCAGAAUGAUGUUUUGAUACUAACUGAAUUCUUCCUAAUAUUUAAAAUAGUUUUAACCAUCUGUGUGCUGGCAGACCCCUUGGUUUUACUUUUGUAGUUACUGUACAGAACAUCUCUGGUGUGUGUGAAUGCUUGUCCUAAUCAGACCUUUGCCUUAAUAAACAGUGAUAUGAUCGUUCCUAGAAAUUAUACAUGAAAAAAGUUUUUAAAAUGUAUUUUUGUGGUGUGCUAUGUUGAGAGGGAACAAAAUAUUUAUAAUUUUCAAACAUUCUUACCUAAAUAUUGUACAAUGUAAUAUGCUGAACUUUCUUAAUUUUUUGGCUAAUUUUCUAAGAUACGUUAAAAUUGUUUUAUAUGGUUCUUGUUUGUUUGUUUUAGUCAAAUGGAGUCGGUAAGAAAAUAAAAAAAUACUGGAAAAGCAUA
Cervus elaphus (red deer) is the source of this 2970-nucleotide messenger RNA. RefSeq names its product switching B cell complex subunit SWAP70 (gene SWAP70). The transcript is spliced from 12 exons. Lineage: Eukaryota; Metazoa; Chordata; Mammalia; Artiodactyla; Cervidae. Gene Ontology annotation, cellular component: nucleus; cytoplasm. The record is from RefSeq and is a predicted model, not a curated record. Bases 103 to 1860 code for a protein of 585 amino acids.